Molecule: messenger RNA, 1286 nt
Organism: Anastrepha ludens (Mexican fruit fly)
Lineage: Eukaryota; Metazoa; Arthropoda; Insecta; Diptera; Tephritidae
Product: heparan sulfate 2-O-sulfotransferase pipe-like
Exons: 4
Coding region: 1-1212 (403 amino acids)
Cellular component (GO): membrane
Molecular function (GO): sulfotransferase activity
Source: RefSeq, a predicted model, not a curated record
AUGGAGUUCUUGCUUUCUAUUUGGAUUGAAAAUGAAGUUGUACAGAGAAUACCAUUAAGUAGAAUGGUAAUUCAGUCGAAAGCAAACAACUUAUUUGAUGACAUAAAAAGUAAAGCAGUAUCCAACGAUAAUGCUCAUGGUAGUAAUACAGACAAGAAUGAAGCAUUUGAAGCUAGUCAGGGCUGGUUUGAGAGAUUCGAGGUUCGAGCAAAUCUGCACAGCAUUGCUCUUAAAGGCGAAGCAGCUAGCGCUAAUAUAACUGCUGCAGAACUCUACCCGACAGAGUUAAAAGCAUUAAUUCAAGAAGGUGUCUAUGGUCCGAAACAACUCUAUACAUUGCAUCCGGACCAACUGAAUAAUACCAAAAAAGCUGAAUUGGAGAUUAUUUUCUUUAAUCGCUUAGAAAAAGUAGGUUCUCAGUCAAUGUCCGUACUUUUGAAUAUGCUUUCGAAAAAAAAUAAUUUUGUACCCUACCGGAAUGCACCCGCAAAGCAUAACGAGAUAUUAACGGAUGUGGAGACUCAACGUGAAAUUGUUGAAGAACUAAUUGGAGAAAAUGAACCACUUUCGUAUGUAGAACAUUUAAAUUGGAUCAAUUUCACCGAAUUCGGUCAACCUAAACCGAUCUAUAUUAACCUGGUGCGACAUCCCAUCGAAAAAGUGAUAAGCGCAUACUAUUACAUACGCCAUCCCGCGGUUUUUGCAUUUUACGUUCAAAAUGGACUUAAAAUGGAAGAAAAGGAAUAUUUUGAUACAAGUUUUAACGAUUGCAUAAGGAAAAAGCGUAAAGAAUGCAUAUACGAUUCACAUAGUUCAUACAAUGCAGAUUGGCGAAGAUUCGCGAUGCAUUUUUGCGGAAAUUUAGAAAUAUGCGUGAAAUUCAAUUCGCAAACUGCUACUCAAAUAGCAAAACGUAACAUUGAAACAGAGUAUGCUGUGGUCGGUUCGUGGGAGGACACAAAUAUAACUCUUACAGUUUUGGAACAUUACAUACCAAGAUUUUUCAAAGGCGCCACCAAAGUAUUUUAUAGUGACCCUAAACGUUUUCACAGAAAUGCCACACCGCAUAAGAAUGAGCUGGAUCCGGAUAUUGAGGAAAAACUGAAAGUACAAUUCUCAUUUGAGAUCGAAUUGUAUAACUUUUGCAAGCAACGGCUUUACAAGCAAUACAUUGCCAUUAAAAAAGAUGAAGUUACGUCACAAUUUAAUUAGCCUUUGUAUGCUUUAUGUACAACUAAAUUAAAAACCAAAAAAUAAUAAUAAUUAUAGUACUGAAAUAAACUAUC